GGGACUUUCUGUCAGACUCAUUGUGGGUAAAUAAAACCUUCCUGCCCUGAACUCCGAAUGAUCUGUCAUAUAAAUAAAUCUCCUGAUUGCUUAAGACAGCUUAUAAACAGACGUUCAUUUCCACAGCUUCCAGUCCACAAUGAGGGGCUUCAGACCAAGUGUACACAGCAGCAGAUUGAGUUAAAGUCUCCACGUGAGAGACGUGGAUCGUCCCCAGACUCUGACAUCGUGAUCGUCCUUGUCGGAUUAAGCGAAUCAAUCGGACUGAGUGGGAAAGAGGGAGACCAAGAGGACGAGAAGAAAGAGAACUCUGUUGGGGGGAGAGGGGGUGGGGGUUGUGAUGGGAGGCAGCUCCACCCAUAAUUAAGUUACCCCGGCUGCGCUGAGGGUCCGUGUUUAUGGCACAGAGGAGGGAGUUUCCUUCACUCUGUGGACAAUCAGAGCAGAGGAGCGAGUUCUGGAACUCUCCUCCGGCUCUGACUCUUCCUGCGGCUCAUCGCCCCUCACUCCGCCGCGACUGACUGACCCGCAGGACACCAACAGCCUGACGGAGAGGUGGAGGGGAGAAGAAGAAGCAGUUUGUAGUGGCACCUGCCCAAGCCUCCAUCCCCGGUUUCUCUGCUGCAUCGGCUGACACCAUGUGCGACUGUUUCCACCUGGCGUUCCCCAACUGGCACGCUGCCCCCUCUGGGACGGCAGGGAGAAGACUGCGAGCACCAGAACCCGCCACACAGGACGAUUCACUGACUUUGUUCACACAGAUAUGCGAAGAGCCGACUCAGUUUGCCGAGGGGGAGAGACCCCGGCCACAAGGGUCAUCCCCGGUCCAGGAGUAUCCAGAGGGGGCAAAAUACGCUGACAAAGAGUGUGAAGAACAUGAUGCAGACCACAAAGCUGGGAGUGGACACAAAGGUAAAAAGUCUGGCCUCGGCUCCAUCUUCGAGAGGACCUCCACUCCAAAAAUGAGUAAAUUAAAGGAAGCUCCCAGUCCUGAAGGUGGCGUUAUAGUGAACACAGCCCAGGAUGGGUGUGCAGAGGGUCUGGUUUAUGGCGGAGGAGGGAAAGAGGGGAUCUUCAUAAAGAAAGUAGUUCCAGAGUCACCAGCUUCAAAAAGUUUAAAAGUCAAAGAAGGUGAUCAGAUUCUGAGCGCCACAGUGUAUUUUGACAACAUGUCGUAUGAGGACGCCAUUCAGAUUCUGGAGCAUGCUCAGGCUUACAAGUUGAAGCUUUGCCUAAAACGCCAACCGGACAUCACAGAGACGGAACCAACUAUCGAUUCAGACAUUAUUCCUGAGGAAGAAGUCGGCUCCACAGAGAUGAGGGAGCAAGGAAAAACCAGAAGACGUGGCGACGCUCGCAUCUCAUGGCCAAAGUUUCCCUCCUUUGGAAAAGGACGUAAAUCUCGUUUCACGAGGUCUCACAGUUCGUCAGAAGCAGAUGAGCAGAGAAAACUUGAGCUUAGUCCUACGACAAGUGACACAGAGUCACCUGUAAAAUCCCAGGAUGCCCUGAAAGGAAAGAAGAAGCAUAAAAUAAAGUUCUCUGGUCUAACGAGAAGAGGCCGCAUAAGUUCAUCUGAGGACCAGGACACGGAUGCUCCAACAUCUGGGCAGAUGAGUAGUGACGUUCAGCAAAAGCAGGAAUCAGACACACUUUCACCUGAGUUCCCUGAAUACCCCAUUGGAGAAACACCAGAGGUUAAUGAACAGGCAGGGGAAGCUGUGGAGUCUGGCCCGGUUCAACACAAGGUGGAACUCGUCAGUAUAGACGCUACUUUGAAAACCGCAGAUCAAACCGUAGCGCUGGGCGAUCAGGAAGGCCAGUCUGGAGCUCCAAAAUCCCCAGACGAGAAAAAAAAGAAGGAGAGGUCAGAAUUAAAAAUAAAGAUCCUGGGGAAGGACAAAUCGCACAAAAAAGACGCAAAAGCAAAAUCCUCUCCCAAAAGGCUUAAGACUCUAGGAGCAAGUGUUGAAACGGAAGAUCUUCCAGAAGCAGGAAAAUCUGCUGCUAUCUCAAGCUCUGAGUCAAAAACCAAACUGCUGGGAGAUCAGUCUAUGGUCGGUGUAGAUAGCAAAAGCCAAGGUGGAGAGAGUUCAAAGCUAAUCUCAUCCAAAUCCAUUACAUCACAGAUAAGUUUACCAAAGGUGGAACUUGACAUAUCAGUGAGGAAAUCUCCCAAAAAAGGUGACGACAAAACACAGAAAGGAAAGGAGACGAAACUGAAGCAAUCCAAAAAGUCCAGUCCAAAACGUAAGCAACCUGAAUUAGACAUGAGCAACGUUGCUAAUGCAGAAGAAAUGCAAAAGGUGAAUGAUCAAGAACCCUCAACUAUAACUGGCCGUGUUUCCACAACACAACUUCCCAAACGUGAAGACAUUGAGAUUCCAGGAAUGGAGGACAUGUCUGUGAAAACCACCGUGGAAACUAAAGCUGAUUUUAAAAAGCACAACAAAGAAAGCAAGGCUGAAACAGUGCAAAUGUCAAUUGAUGUUGAUAGUGUGAAAGAAGCUGUUUCUAAAUUACCUGGAUUUAAGCUGCCUCAACUGGAUAUAUCUGGGGUGCCUAUCCCAGAAGAAAUAACUGUCAUAGAUGCUAACGCACAAAGAAUAUCUGUAAAAACGCCCACCAAAGUCGUGAAACCAAAACAAGAACAUCUGACAAGCUCUGACACAACGGCAUCUUCAGAAAUCUCCAAAACAAUCUUUUUAACUGACAGCAGGUUUGAUUUUAAGAAAUCUCAAAUGGAAGAUAGGACCAGCCCAACAAAGUGCAAAGGUGAAGAGGAAACUAAAGAAAACGAAUUUGAAACAACAAACGGAAAAGCAGCAACAACAGAAGAGCUGAAGACGUCCACUAGGCCAAAGAUAACGAUGCCUAGCUUUGGAAUGUCAGCAAAAAGCAGAAGACUGCCUUAUAUUGGGAUUGACAUGCAGAAACCAAGCUUCAUUCAGGAAAACGAGCUAACAAUGGAAACAAGGAAAGAUGAAAAACAAACUGGAGAGGUCAUAUGUAAAGUCAAAAUACCUGAACUUGAUGGUAUUGAGUAUAUUGACUCAACGGACGAGUCGUUCAAAAAGGAUGGUGGCUUGACAAGUUUUAAUGUAAGUACUGACACGAAGACAAUACUUGCCAUUUCUUUAGAAAGUAAAGAAACAUUUGAUAAACCCGAAGAUGAAAGGAAUAAGAUGUUCAAAGUUGGAAUAUCUCCUUCGGGCACACCCAGUGGAAAAGAGGAUAUCUCUGACGAAGGGACAACAAAACCUCUUGACGGAGAUGGAAAGAGUACAUUUAAAUGGCCAAACCUGGACAUCUCAGUGCCAAAAAUGAAAGAAACAAUAGUUAUUAACACAUCUAAGAAAGACACAGUUCACACAGAAGCUCUGGCUAAAGGAGGGCUAAUCCCAGAGAGUGACACACUCCUCAAGAGCUCAGAUGUUCCUAAAGAAAUUGCAGAGGCAGAAAAACCUCAAGUGGAAAUAGAGCCAACUGAAACUGAAGGCAAGUUUGAUUGGGAAGCAAGCAAAUUUGCGAAGUUUGGAACUAAAACGGCAAAAAUCAAAGGCACAGAAUUUGACUUGAGUUUGUCAAAGAAAGAGAUACCUGGCGAAGCUGCAGAUAAACUCCCAGAAGCAUCUAAAACAGAAGUUACUCCUGGAAAGGGAAAUGUAUAUUUUCUAAAGCAAAAGAUGCAGUUAGAAAAACCUGGAGAAGUCAAACCUUUGCAGUCCAAGGGUGAACAUGUACAAGGAGGCAAAAUAAAAAUCCCAAAGUUUGGAGUCAAAACAACAAAACUAGCAGGUCCUGAGAUAAGCUUGUCUAAGAAAGAUGCAGAGGUUAUCCUGCCAGAGGUGAAACCUGAGAUCAAACUCACUGAAGGUUCAGAAACAGAUGUGAACAUAGAUAGUGUUAGGCCAGAAGAAAAGAAAGGAAUAGAAAAGUCUGAUCAGAAAAUCAAAACAGUGCAGAAGGAAGGUGAAGCGAAAGGAUACAAGAUCAAAAUGCCCCAGUUGGGAAUCGCACUGCCAAAAGUUACAACACAUGAGUCAGAUUUAAGCCUGUCGAAGAAAGCUAAAGAUCUGACACUGCCUGAAGUUAAAGGAGAAAUCAAAGAUCUUGAGGUUGAAGGAACUGGAUCAUCAACAAAACUAGAUGUUAGAGCUCCUGGAAUUAAAGUUGAAACAAAGGAUGUUGAAGGAUCGUCGUCAAAAUUCAAAAUGUCCCCUUUUAAAAUUCCCAGAAUUGGAGCUGCUACUCCAAACCUCAGCGGUGAGGUAAGUGAAGCUUCUGAAACACACACAGUGGAAGAUGGGCCUGGUAUUGAUGCUACCAUACCAGACUGUGAUGUAAAAAUUAAAGCAUCUGAAAUUGAUGGAAGAGCAAGUAAGUUCAAAAUUCCAAAAUUUGGAAUAUCACUCCCAAAACUAAAAGGUUCUGAAACAGAUACAACCCAAUCCCAAAGGGUUGAUGUAGAUGUCACAUUGUUUAAAGGUGACACUGAAAUAAAACUCAUUGAUGCUGAGCAUGAAGAACCUGGUAUCAGGCUGAAGGGAACAUUUCCCCAGAUUGGAGUUCAGCAAGAUGUUGAGUACUCAGCAUCAAAACCUGAAAUCACAGUGCCAUUUUCUGAUGCUAAAGCAGAAGUCAAGGUGUCGCAAGUCGAUGGAGAAAAAAUCAACUUUUCAUCUCCUGUUGUCCUUAAUGAGACACCAGAGGUGGAGAUCCCGACCAUGAAGGCUGACAAUCACCUUGAUGGACAAGAAGAAAAGAUGAAGCUGUCAAAGAUUGGAAUAAAGAUGCCCAAAAUUAAAGGACCAGAAUUUCAACUUGGACUCUCAAGUAAAGACACAGAUGUCAUGGAGGCAGAAGGCAAAGUGGACAAUAAAUCUAAGGCAGAAAUCCCAGUUCCUACAGCAGAUGUUAGUCUGGGAAAAGCAGAAAUCUUGAUACCUUCUGGAAAAGUGGAAAUUGGAAAACCAGAAGUGCAAACUCAACCUACAGUUGAAGGACAAGGAGGCAGGUUCAAAAUGCCAAAGUUUGGAAUCACAAUGCCAAAAGUCAAAGGACCUGAAGCAAAGAGGGAUGUAGAGGUGAAACUUACUGAGAACAAGACUGACAUAAAAAUACCUGAUGCUGAUUUUGAGGGACCAGAUGUGGAACAAUCACCAUCAAAAUUUAGUAUGCCAACUUUCAAAUUACCAAAAUUAGGACUGGGCACUUCAGACAAAAAUGUAGAAGGAGAUGACAUUGAUAAGGACAUUCCUGAUGAGGUUCUUGAAGUUACAAUUGUUGCACCUAGCUCUGACCUCUCAAAUAUUGAUGUUGACACUCAUCUUCUUGAAAGUAAAGUUGAAGUUGCACUUUCGAGUGAUGAUGUGAACAAAUACUCCAUUGAAGUGGAAGCUACAGCUCCACAAAUCAAAGUGUCAAAAAAAGAAAAAGAAGGGUCACCAUCCAAAUUUAAGAUGCCGACAUUCAAGUUACCAAAAUUUGGGCUUUCUGUUCAAAGGUCUACUGAAGAAGAGCCUCCUCUGGACAAAGAUCUCAAAACAGGAGAAGGUGAAAUUACGACUUCUGGAGAGAUUCUUUCACCAAGUCUAGAAGCACCAAGAAUUGAUGUUAAGGCUCCAGCAGUAGAUUUAAAAACUACAGGAACUGAGAGUGAAGGAAGAGGAAGAAAGUUUAAACUGCCAAGUCUUGGUUUUUCAUCAUCGCAAACAAAAGGUCCUGAUAGUGACAUUACCUUACCCACAACAGACGUUGACAAUACCUUACCCACAGCAGAUGUUGAUGAUACAGUACCACAAGUCAAAACAGAAAUCAAAAUACCUGAAGAAAAGCUUAAGUUCCAUGGCAGAAGUGCCUCCUUUGGACAAAGAUCUCAAAACAGAAGAAGGUGA
Messenger RNA from Poecilia latipinna (sailfin molly), 5897 nucleotides. RefSeq names its product neuroblast differentiation-associated protein AHNAK-like. Gene Ontology annotation, cellular component: nucleus; cytoplasm. Gene Ontology annotation, biological process: regulation of RNA splicing. Gene Ontology annotation, molecular function: protein binding. Lineage: Eukaryota; Metazoa; Chordata; Actinopteri; Cyprinodontiformes; Poeciliidae. The transcript has 8 exons. The record is from RefSeq and is a predicted model, not a curated record. Bases 639 to 5897 code for a protein of 1752 amino acids.